AUGGAAUUGGCGUCGGCGGCGGCGGGCGACAGGGGUCGAGGCGCAGAGGUGUGUUUUGUGUGGGUUGCACGUGAGCGGGGUGUGGGGCGGCAGCAGGAGAAGAGGGGGAGAAGUCAAGUGUGUUCAUGCCUCUCGUGGCGCCCGGUUGCUCACAGCUUUCCUUCGCCCCUCCUCCCGACCCCUCACAGCGAAGCCACAUCCAUCGCGUACGCAGAAGGGGGGGAGAUAAAUAUAUUUAACCCUAUUUCUUUGCUGGUUUCCAUGGCGGAGCUGCAGCCUGUUGCAAGCCUGCGGGGCAAGAGCAUCACAAGCGCCGAGCAGUUCACGCGCGCGGACAUCGACGCACUGCUGCGGCUUGCCGGCGCCAUGCAGCGCAGGGUUGAGGGCGGCGAGGUGCUGAACCUUCUGCAGGGCCGCAUCAUGACGCCACUCUUCUUCGAGGAUUCCUCCCGCACCUUCAGCUCCUUUUGCGCCGCGAUGAUUCGGCUGGGCGGGAGUGUCGUGAACUUCAAGGUGGAGACGUCGUCGAUCAGCAAGGGCGAGACCCUCACCGACACCAUCCGCGCACUGGACUCCUACAGCGACGUGCUGGUGAUGCGGCACCCACGGCAGGACGCGGUCCACGAGGCCCUCAGCGUGGCGCAGCACCCCAUCAUGAACGCCGGCAACGGCGCCGGCGAGCACCCCACGCAGGCGCUCCUGGACACGCUCACAAUUCACGCGGAGCUCGGCUGCGUGGACGGCGUCACCGUCGCGCUGAUUGGCGACCUCAAGAUGGGGCGUACGGUGCACUCGCUCCUGAAGCUCCUUGUGCGCAACUUUUCGCUCAAGUGCGUGUUUCUUGUUGCCCCGGACGCGCUGCAGAUGCCGCAGGAUGUCUUGGACUCCCUGCAGCAAGAGAUCGCCGCAACGGGGGUUGUGAUUCGCCGCACACACGCACUCACAGAGGAAGUCAUGCGUCAGAGCGACGUGUUGUACGCUACUCGGCUGCAGAAGGAACGAUUUGCGGCUUCCGCAGGCGAUGAUGCGGCCGCAAUGCAGUCUUUUGCGGCGGCGAAGGCUAACAUCACCAUCGACGCGGCACGCAUGCAGCUGGCGAAACCAAAAAUGAUUGUGAUGCAUCCACUGCCGCGCAACGAUGAGUUAAGCACCGCCGUUGACACGGACCCGCGUGCGGCCUACUUUAGGCAGAUGCGGUACGGAAUGUUUAUGCGCAUGGCCCUCCUCUGGAGUGUAUUGGCGUGA
Molecule: messenger RNA, 1245 nt
Organism: Trypanosoma conorhini
Lineage: Eukaryota; Euglenozoa; Kinetoplastea; Trypanosomatida; Trypanosomatidae
Product: aspartate carbamoyltransferase
Exons: 1
Coding region: 1-1245 (414 amino acids)
Biological process (GO): 'de novo' pyrimidine nucleobase biosynthetic process; amino acid metabolic process
Molecular function (GO): aspartate carbamoyltransferase activity; amino acid binding
Source: RefSeq, a predicted model, not a curated record